AUGGUGCACUCGGAACAGAUCAGCUCCGAGGGCCCCUACGCCCAGGAGAAAGCCAGCUCCAGUGACGAUGCUGUCAAGGGCUACAACCAGGAGGUUUCCUCCGCUAUCGACAACCAGAAGCCGGAGGAGCGUCAGCUCCACCGAGCGCUCAAGAGUCGCCAAAUCAGUAUGAUUGCUAUCGGUGGCGCCCUCGGCACCGGUCUCAUUAUCGGCACCGGUUCGGGUCUCGCAAACGGUGGGCCUGCGUCCAUUCUCAUUUCAUAUUCCGUAAUGGGUCUCUGCUGCGCGGCCGUAAUGGCCGCGCUCGGCGAAAUGUCGACUUACAUGCCUCAUCCUCGAGGCUUCGCUGGUCAUGCCACUCGCUUCGUCUCUGACGAGUUCGGCGUCGCUACUGGAUGGAACUAUUUGUUCAAGUAUUUGGUCGUUACCGCCAACAAUGUCAACGCGGCAGCGUUGGUGGUGAGUUAUUGGACAGAUCUUUCCGGAGGCAUCUGGAUCGCCAUCGUGACGGUUCUGAUCAUUGCGCUCAACUUCGGAGGUCCCAAGUGGUUCGGCGAGGUCGAGUUCUGGCUCUCGCUCGUCAAAAUCAUCACCAUGACGGGCCUGAUCAUCCUGCUGCUCGUCAUCGACCUCGGCGGAUCGCCCACGGGCGACCGCAUCGGAUUCCGCUACUUUCAGGACGGCCUCGCCUUCCGACCCUACCCGCGAACCAGCGGCGACAAGGGCCGCUUCCUCGGCUUCUGGUCCACCAUGGUCACCGCCCUCUUUGCGUACACUGGCUCGGAGCUGGUGGCGGUCACAGUGGGUGAGGCGGCGAACCCGCGCAAGUCGGUGCCGUCGGCGAUCAAGAAGACCUUUUUCCGAAUCGUGUUCUUCUACGUGGUCGGUGCUUUGCUCGUGGGAAUGGUGGUGCCCAGCAACGCGCCCGAGCUGCUCGCGGCCAACAAGAAGGGCACCUCGGCGGCGGCUUCGCCGUUUGUGGUGGCCAUCGUGCGUGCGCGCAUCCGUGUGCUGCCGGACAUCAUCAACGCGGCCAUCUUGAUCUUCUGCAUCUCGGCGGCCAACAGUGACCAGUACAUCGCAGCGCGCACGCUCUACGGCCUCGCCAUCGACGGCAAGGCUCCGGCGAUCUUUAGGCGAGUUGACCGUCGUGGUGUGCCCUAUGUGGCGCUGUCGGUUACGGCGCUCUUCUGUGCGCUGGCUUUCAUCAACCUGGCGAGCGGUGGACCGCAGACGUUCUCGUACCUCGUUGCGUCCGUGACGAUGUUCGGCGGUCUCACGUGGAUCUGCAUCCUGAUUGCGCACAUCCGAUUCAUGAAGGCGAUGAAGGCGCAAGGCAUGGACCGCGACUCGCUCCCGUGGAAGUCGCCCUUGCAGCCAUACCUCUCGUACUUUGCGGUGGUGUUCACGUCGAUCGUCGUCUUCUUCAAGGGCUGGAACUCGUUCCUGUUUACAUUCAACUGGCGCACGUUCCUUACCAACUACAUUGGCCUCCCCAUCUUCUUCCUCAUCAUGAUCGGAUGGAAGCUCUGGCACCGCACCAAGUUCAUCCGCCCCGAAGAGGUGGACCUCGUUUCGGACGUGCGCGAGUUUGACGAACAGGACGAGUUGAUCUGGAAGCAGGACGAGGAGAAGAACAAUGCCAUGAUGCACGGCGCACCCGUCUACAAGAAGCUCUGGAUCUACGCCAAGAAUUGGUAG
Molecule: messenger RNA, 1701 nt
Organism: Moesziomyces antarcticus
Lineage: Eukaryota; Fungi; Basidiomycota; Ustilaginomycetes; Ustilaginales; Ustilaginaceae
Product: amino acid transporter
Exons: 2
Coding region: 1-1701 (566 amino acids)
Biological process (GO): amino acid transmembrane transport
Cellular component (GO): membrane
Molecular function (GO): amino acid transmembrane transporter activity
Source: RefSeq, a predicted model, not a curated record